AUGAGGUAUACUUACGCAGUUUUACUAUUGGCGUCUUCAGUUAUCGCCUUCCAUAAUAAUAACUAUAGCAAAAAUUCACACUGUAAUUAUAGGAAACUAAAUAAUAUAAAUGAUAUACAACAAAUUAGUUCAGGAAGGUUGACCAUUUGCGGAAAUCAACAGAGACCAUGUAACUUAGAACCACUUAAGGCGGAACCAGAAACAAUUGCCAAGACUGUAGCAGCUGUAGGUGCUGGAGUUUUUGUGUUGUAUUCACUAAUUUCAAAUUACAGGCAUAGAGAGGAUGAGAAAAGGAAAAUCGAAAAGGAACUGUGUCACCUAGAUAAGAUGAAACAGGAAUAUAUACGGACUGGUAUAGAUCCAGAUGUUAGAAAGUUACGAUAA
Molecule: messenger RNA, 384 nt
Organism: Babesia microti strain RI
Lineage: Eukaryota; Apicomplexa; Aconoidasida; Piroplasmida; Babesiidae
Exons: 2
Coding region: 1-384 (127 amino acids)
Source: RefSeq, a predicted model, not a curated record